This is a messenger RNA of Odontomachus brunneus, 6073 nucleotides long. Its product is annotated as myogenesis-regulating glycosidase. The coding region runs from base 385 to 3870 and encodes 1161 amino acids. NCBI's taxonomy places the organism in Eukaryota, Metazoa, Arthropoda, Insecta, Hymenoptera, Formicidae. The transcript is spliced from 10 exons. Gene Ontology annotation, biological process: carbohydrate metabolic process. The record is from RefSeq and is a predicted model, not a curated record. Gene Ontology annotation, molecular function: hydrolase activity, hydrolyzing O-glycosyl compounds.
CACAAACAAACAUCGAACUGGAUCGUUUACGGUGUACUGGCGAUCACGCGAGAUUAUCGCAAGUUCGUGUGUGUAAGCGUACAAACUGGAUACACUUCUACACAAUGUACCUUUGUAAUCGACGUGUGCAAGCUUAUUGGUAUACAUACACCAAGUUGGUGUGUGCGAUACCGAUACAUAGGAGGUACUCUAAGAAGAUAUCGCUAAGUGCCUGCCGAUAUACGGGACGGCAGAUCAGUUUAAGACCACCUGCCCCAGAAGGUGGAACACUCCGCGCGAAGUAAUCGGUUUAACAGUGAUCGUGGAUUUAAUCAGUGACGAUCGAACCGACAUUGGAAAUAGCUUAAGGACUUUGGUCGGCGAUUGUCGCAUCCUGAAGGAGAAAUGGAUCCAAUACGAAAAAAGAGAAAGAAGACGCGCGACGAGAAGAAAGUGCUGCUAUCCAUCGUCAAUCCUUGGGACGUAAAAGUAGCCAGUGUCGAUCCGGUUGGACUGGCCGCACGACGAGGCGUCUCCCUGUCCAUCCUGUCCUCGGCUCAGGACGAGGAUAAUGCCAUCCAGGAAUGGCCAAGCUUGGGCAGGACCGUCAAGAUACCGUCACCGUGGUACAAACCUGGUAGCGGGUCCAUCGGUCACGUCAGCUCACCCAAAUUCGAAGAGACCGCGCUAAUCGAUACGAACUUCCUGCAUCCUUGGUACACGACGCGAAGAUCGCCUGUCAACGCGACACGCAAGUCCUCGUCGCUGAGUCCUUCCAGAGAGAGACUGCGAGACAGUGGCAGGCGUACGAAGGAAGGCAACAAGACAGAACGCGACGCCGAGGCGGACGAGGUCGACAGUGGAUUAAUCAACGGCACGCAGGAAAUUAGACGCGACGAUUCCGAUGACACGGACGGCACCGCGGCGGCGCGGGUGCGUUUCGAGAUCGACAGAGCGCGGCCGCAGCGGAAUGGAGUGCGAUGUGAGGACGAGCAAGAUGUUAACGAUACGUCGCGAGUGUUGACCGAGACUCCGAGAGGGAACAGUAAUUCAAAGUCCGAGCACGCACCGUCGGCGAUCGCGAGGCAGAGUCACGCGAACGAAGUGACCGUGGAAAAGCGGGAAAAUUUGCGAAAGACGGACGAUGUAGGAGAUGACAGUAAUCCUCGUGUAGUCAAAGAGGAGUCGACAGUCGUCAACAUCGUUCAGCACUUGGUGGAAUCCAGAUACAGUCCACAAACCGCGACGGACAGGAGAGUGAAAAGGAUGCCAUCAUGUCGUCGACAAGAAGCAUCGAAAGAAAUAGAUCCAGUGGAUAUUUCAGGCGAACUGAACGAUAAUGUGGACGAGGUUAUUAACAUAGUCAAACCAAAGAGUCAUCAAGAAGCCACCGACGAGAGAAAGACGGCGAAGGUGUCGCCGAAUGUCGUAGGACUGCGAGCUACGAACAUUAGAAAGACUAGCAUCUCGAUGCCCAGCAAACUCGACGAGAUGGAUGUUCUCCGAAUAGAUAGGCAGAACGGGACUGCCUCGAAAUUCACGAGAGCAGAAAGUGACAGCAGCAGCGUGACUUUCAGCAACAGCGGUUCGACACCGAACGGAAGCCCUCUUCUGGGUUCCGAGACGGAAGAGGAAGCGAACGACGAGGAAUUGGUCAAAGUUCCAUUGCAAGCUCCACCACGAAGGAAGGGCAGGGCCGUGUCGCCGUCGAUGAAUGAGAAGAUGGGAAAUGAUCCUACGGAACUCUCGAGCGUGCAAAGUGCAAAUUCCACGAUAACCAGCGUGAACAGCAUAAGCAGUCUCUUGAAGGAGAAACUGCAAUUAUCGAUACCACAGGCUCUGCGAAGCAGCAAAAGGCGUCAGAAUGCCGAUUACAGGCUCAAAGCUUUUGUCGGUUUCCUCUUCCUCUGCGUCGUCUUCCUCGUGAGUUUCGCACACAUUUACUAUACUCAGCACGUUCUGCAACGAGCUUACUUCAACAACUUUAGGUUUAACAAGAACGAGAGGGUAAUGAGAAUCUAUAGUAUCGCGGACGCGGAGAUCAUCGUCGCGAGGCUCGGCGAAGGCAUACCUGCGGACACAGGAGUGUACCCUUGCCUGCCGCAUCAUCAGAAGCAGGACUCAGUUUGCCUAGAGUGGCUGCAACAAACGCGCCUCUACCUGGCGCACACGAAACGCGAAGACAUGCACUGCUAUCACGUGACCUGGCAAAGCCUGAGCCCAAACUACAACCCUAAGGACUGCUUCGACUGGUCGUCGAAGCGCGGCCAUUGGUACGGCGCCGGUCAGAUCCAGAACAUGGCCUACCCGCUAGAACGCGGACGCCUGGAGCUGAGUCCCUUUGUCACAGGCGACGUGAGGAAGCACCCAUUCGGCAACGUGUUGAAGAGAUACUUCUUGAGUUCCAAGGGCGCCACGAUCCUGGUGGACCCCGAGACGCCGUUGUACGUCUCCAUCAAUGCCAACCGCACCAAUGAUUUCUGUUUACAGGCCAAGCAUGACGCUUUCGCCUACAUCAAUCACCUAACGCCUUUGCCUCAGCUCAACUACACCAUCUGCGCCACCGACAACAUGAAGAGUCUGCAUUCCUCAAUGGCGGAGAAGUCCUUGUGGGACGGUCUCAAACCGGACGAGCUGCACGCUGUUCACUCUCUAUUGUCUGAACCAGUCUGGCAGAUUUCGCCAAUUAAUGAGGCGGCCAUUUACAAUUAUACGGAGGACGUAAUCGCGUUGGGAUUCCUGCGGCAAGGACACGUCCUACUGAGCGAGGAAUGGCAACCCAGUCCGGGAGACUUUAUAUUGGACGAGGAGCGGUUUCCAUCCAUGGAGGAGACUAUCAAUAUCAUUCAUCGCAGAGGAUUUAGGAUAGUCUUCAGCAUCCAACCGUUCAUCUCUACGGAGUCCGUGAAUUUUAAGGACGCUGUCGCCAAUAGAUUACUGAUCUCCGAGAGAGGAAGCGAUCCUAGAAUCCCGGCAUUGACAAGGUACAAGCAAAGCAAUAGCGCCGGCGUGCUCGAUAUUACCAACAACAAGACCCUGCCGUGGCUGCAGGCGAAGCUGGAGAGCCUGAUCAUGAAGUACCACGUGGACUCAUUCUACCUCGACCUGGGCACAGCUCAAGACAUGCCUCACUACUACAAGUGCGAACAACCCCUGACCAACCCCGAUCACUACAAAACGAUCUUCACUCGCUCGAUAUUGGGCACGAUUCCCGUGAUCGGCGUUUCGAGUGCCAUUUCCAGGCCGCGAGCUCCCGUCUUCGUGUCCUUGCCGCCGUUUCCCUCCUCGUGGAAAGCCAUCAAGACCGUCAUUCCCACCGUCCUGAGUUACGGCAUGAUCGGUUUCCCUUUUAUUAUGCCAGGAGCGGUGGGUGGCGACGUGGCGUUACCGAUGUCGGACAACAAUCCCGACAACGACUUCGAGGUGAACUUACCAGACAAAGAGCUCUACAUUCGAUGGUUGCAGCUGUCCACUUUCCUACCCGUGAUUCGUUUCACCCAUCUGCCGAGCAAGUACUCGGACGAAUCGGUCCUGGAGAUUGCCAAGCGAUUAACUACUCUGAGACAGAAGACGGUGACGCCGUUACUGAAGAAGUACGCGAAUGAGACCUUGGACACUGGUCUGCCCAUUAUCCGACCGCUCUGGAUGCUGGACCCGGCCGACCCAGCCUGCCACGUGGUGGUCGACGAGUUCUCCGUGGGUGAGGAGUUGAUCGUCGCACCGGUGCUUUACUCAGGCAGUCGGCAGAGGGAGGUUUACCUGCCGGCUGGUGUCUGGAGGGACGGUAUCGACGGCAGCUUGAGGAAAGGUUCGAGAUGGAUUCACAAUUACAGGGUGGCGGAAGACAAGGUGGCAUACUUCGUCAAGAUGCCGGACAACACGAGAUUCUGAAGAGCAGCCCGUUUAAGUCGCUGAAGAGCAGCCAAUAGUACUGAAAUACGAUUUGUGCGUCGUUACCGAGUCACGAUCGCGCUUAAAUCUUUAUUGAUAUGCUCACUGAUUUUUCUUAUCGUAAUCCGCACGAUGAACACGUUUUUCGAUGACUUUGAAAGUGCGGCGAAACGAUUGUGCAGUGAUAAAUACUUCGUAGCGCUUAGAAAUGACAAAGAUAUACUUUGCAUAUACAUGUGCGAUAUAUUCAAUGUAUUCGAAUAGCGCGGGGAUUAUAACUGACGAAAUACCGACAAGUUUAAAUUACGAGAGAAAUAUUUAAUACAUUGCGGACGGAUCACGAAAAUUCCCUAUUGUAAGAUAAUAAUAUUAGGUUGGUGCAUAAAAUUUGUUAUUCCGCUAUUAAAUCCUUAAGUGGUACUCUCAGAAAAGUUUUGUAAAAUAUUAAUUUUUUUUUUAAUUUAAACUAUUGUAUUUUUUAACUCAUAGCAAAGUAUAUACAUUUUGUAUUCUAUUUUUCAAAAUUCCUCAAAGAAAAUAGCAAUCGAGAAAAAACAAAUUUAGAUAAACUUAUUAGAAGAAAAGUCUUCUCUGAGGGGGAGAAUCGUACAUUUUAAAUCAUUAUUUAAGAAGAAAUCUUAGUUCACAGAUUAUUGAAAAAUAUGAGGUUUUUACGAUUUUUUUUUAAAGAAACAAAUAAAAAUGUCAAUAUAAAAUUUUACAUCAUUUAUCAUUGUUUUAAAUAUAGAAAAACUAUGGAAAAAUUCCAGAUUUUCUGUGCUGGGCGUCGGAUGUCUCCAACUGAUGAACGAUAUUACAUUGUAAUAAUUUGAAACAAAUAUUGUGUGUAUGUGUGUGGGACAAGAAAAUUUAAAACUUGUAUUUACUAAAGGAUGAAUUUAAAUUUUUUGCAAAUUUCCAAAAAAUUAGUGGGGACAAACACUAACAAUUUAUGUUUUUAUUUAGUUAAUAUUACGCUAUCACAUCUGCGUGUUGGUUCUUAACAAACCCUUACUCCUCCUUACUUGACAAAAAAUUAUCCAUCUGUUUUUCCCAAAACACUGAAUAAAAAAAGGGGGAAAAAUAACUCGUAACAUUGCGAAAAAUCACUAUAUUGUUAAACUUCAAUUUUCUUCAUACAACAAAGGUUAAUCAUCCAGCAAAUUUAAUACAGUUUUAAAUUUUUUGUCUCAUUUGAUUCAGAUUAUUACUCGAGUUGUAAUGUUGUCCAUCAGUUAAAGAUGUCCGAUGGCUUCGCGCUCAACACAAGAAACCUAAACGACGAAACUUCAAUUAGUUUUUACAUAAAAAAAUAAUUUUCUUAUACUUAAGACAAUGGUAAUUAGAAAAUAGUCAAAUCCCUAUAUUGAUAUCUUUAUUUUUUUCUUUGAAAAAAAAUUCGUAAAACCUAUUUUUUCGGGUCCUCUCACAUCCUCCUCACGAAGAAUUUAGACAUUAAAAAGUUGGCCAACUAAUAUAUGCUAUUUGAACCCACACAGCAAAAAUAUUCAAAAUGCAUUAUAGAGAUAUCCUAAAGAUAUCGCGACAUUGAGAGAAAUUAUUCGAUAAGAAAUUAACAAACGAAUAUUUCUAAUCAAAAUGCCGAUGAAUUUGUGUAUCUGAUCAGGAAACAUCCGAUGAGAAAUAUCGAUUCAUAACUUUUUGAUGGGUUUACCUGUGUGAUGAAAUGCCAUUAUAGUUGGAAGUAUUCGAUUAAAUUUAAUCGGAUAUCCUGAUCAGGUAUAAAAAUUCAUUGGUACUUUGAUCGGAAAUAUCCGUUUGUUAAUUUUUUAUCGGAUAAUUUAUCUCAGUGUAAGAUAUUUCUACGAUAUAUAUUCUGAUGUAUGGGAAGGUUAUUCGAUAUUGAAUGUUGCUCGUUUUAUUCGUAAAAGAUUUCUUGCACCAACCUAAUACCUGCCGUUGAGCAAGGCUAGCAACGAAAUGAUUUGUUUACAAUAUAUCAACAUCGUUAUGUUUCGUGUGUAAAAUACGAUCAAUCGCGUGAGAUCAGUGCGUCUCGAGAAUACACGCGCUGACACAUAUUGAAGAGAAAGCAAAUGUGUAGGUCUACCUUAAGUCAACAAUGAUAUCUUACUUUUACCCAACGAUGCUGCUUCACCGUAUACCAAUUUGUCACAAUAAUUUAUUAGCCAAACACACUGAGAUUUAGCGAGGUGGAUUGAAAAUAAAAGAUGUAAAUGUA